Molecule: messenger RNA, 430 nt
Organism: Rubroshorea leprosula
Lineage: Eukaryota; Viridiplantae; Streptophyta; Magnoliopsida; Malvales; Dipterocarpaceae
Source: the annotation of a GenBank genome assembly
AUACAUUGUAGAAUAUCAGAUCAGCUUCUCUUCCUUGUGCCAGAUUGCUAUGAGUGAGUAGAAGUGUGCGAACAGUGGGAAUUUAAAUCCAAUCAUUGAUGAAGAUUUGAAGCAACUGAUUGAUAUGGUUAAUUGUGAGGACUUAAAGGCAAUGAAGGACGAAGGAUUUCAGCCAUGUAAUGGUGUCAAUGACAAGGAGUUGAAGCCAUUGAAAGAUGUGGAUUCUAAGCCAAAGGUGGAUGUCCUUGAAUCUGGCUGUGGAGGAACUGAAGCUGGUUAAGGAUAUUGUCAUAUUGGUAAUAUUACAAUUACAAUAUCACGUAAAACCAUAACGUUUUAAGGUAUAGGUUUAACUUCACUUUGUUAAGUCUAUACCCAUUGAGAAUUUUAUGAAUCUUUUGCUGUUCUUUAAUGAACCAAAUGAAUUUCU